GGACUGGAUGCCCAAAUCGCAUUGGUUCUCUGCUGCUUGUAUGAUGGAGGCCCUUGACAUUUGCAUGAGUACAGCUCUCUGCUUCCAGCAGUCUUGACAGGUAGCAGCAACCGAAGGUGUGCUGGAAAGCUCCACCCCGGAAUGUGCCUUUUGGAGAUUCCUCCUCCUCUGCCUCGUCCUCCUCCUCCUCCUCACUCCCAGAGUGCUGGGAGGAGCCUCAGAGCUUUGAUGCCCUUUAAUUGGGAAAAAGGCUGUCUCAAUGCUCCAGAAGGCGAGAGCGGAUCAGGAAAAGGCCUGCAAGGAAGCUGGAACUCCUACCAGGAACUGGAAGUAGAAACCAGAGGCCAUGAACUGGGGAAGCUUUCAAGGGCUCCUGACCGGAGUGAAUAAAUAUUCCACAGCCUUUGGACGUAUUUGGCUCUCAGUGGUCUUCAUCUUCCGGCUUCUAGUCUACAUAGUGGCAGCUGAGAAGGUUUGGGGAGAUGACCAGAAGGAUUUUGACUGCAACACUAAGCAGCCAGGCUGCCCAAAUGUCUGCUAUGACCAUUACUUCCCAAUCUCCCACAUCCGCCUCUGGGCCCUACAGCUCAUUCUGGUUACCUGUCCUUCCCUGCUGGUAAUCAUGCAUGUUGCCUACCUGGAAGCGAAACUAGAGAAACAUAAGAAGAAGGUUGGGGCAGACUAUGCACUGCGCUAUCCUCCUGGCAAGAAGCGUGGAGGCUUGUGGUGGACCUAUUUCUUGAGCCUCAUUUUCAAGUCUGCUGUGGACAUUAUAUUCCUCUACAUCUUCUACCAUGUGUUCCCAAACUACACACUCCCCAAUGUGGUGAAAUGCUCCCUUGAUCCUUGUCCCAACAUUGUAGACUGCUACAUAGCUAAGCCCACAGAGAAGAACAUCUUCACCCUUUUCAUGAUCAGCACAGCCUGCGUUUGCAUCCUCCUCAGCCUCCUUGAAGCCUUCUACCUCGUUGGGAAACGAUGUAAAGAGCACCUCCAAGCCAGAAGUGAAAGCCACAGGAGGCAGGACAGUGAAGUAUUCAUUAUGAAGAAAGACCCUUCCUCCCUGCCCCCCGGUAAACAUAACCCAAAUGAAAUAGGUCUGGAGGCAUUCAAUAGUACUGACUAUAAGCCUUCUCCCUUCAACUUCACAUCCUGCCCACCUCAGACAGCUCUGACCUCUAAAACAGCACCAUCAUAAGCAACCCUUAAAUCCUGGGGAACUGGGUAAUGGAAACCUUAUACAGAACUAAUAUUACCUACUUUUCAUAUCAGCACUUUCUUUUAGGCAGGACAUGGAUGUGAUGUAUGAGAGGGAGAGAGGGAUGGCCUUUGUCCGACACUCACCUAAUUCAGACUGUUCAGUUUUCUGAUAUACAUACUGAUCAAAGAAGUCUAUAUUAAAUGGUCAUAUCCAAAUUCCCUGGUUCUUGCAACUAAUUCGAUCUAAACCACUUACGGUUUGCAUAUUGUGGACGUGUACUACUUACACGUUGCAGAUUGCACUAUUUCUGUCCAGUCCAGUUUUCAAAAACCUACCCUCCACCACAACUGAAGGUGGCUGGCACACUUGGUCUUGACUGCUGAGAUACACACACACACACACACACAGAGAGAGAGAGAGAGAGAGAGAGAGAGAGAGAGAGAGAGAGAGAGAACCAAGUCAGUUCAAAGACAGGGAUGAGUUUCUUCCAGCCAUCAUACCAAAGUAACAAGAUGUACUGAGUGUAAAGCUGUCAGUCAAAACUAUCCCCAAAUGCCUGACAGAAUAAGUGCAUUUGACCAGUUUACUGGAAUGACGAAGUUUCAUAGCCUGGUGAACUCCCUGGAAAGUGAAAUCCCUUCUCAGCUAUGAAGUUUACUGUGUAACCUUGAUUCUUCCUGUCACUCUCUCUCAGUCUAAACUACCUUGCUGCAUUGUUGAGGAGAUAAAAUGUGAGACUUGCUUCCCUGAGCACCUCAGAGGAAAGGUGAGAUAAAACUGAACACAAAUCAUGUCCCCCAAAGCAGGGGGAGGGAGAGAGAGAACGAUAAGGGGAAAGGUGACUACAGGAUGAAUACAGAACUCAAGCCUAUAAAAUGAAAAUGCUGAUAUUUGAAGCACAGGUGCCCAUGUCCAAAGAUUAGUGAGAAUUACCACAGACUCAGAAUAAAAUUGGAUUAGGUUGUUUCCCCCCCCUUGUUUCCCUUUGUUUCAUCGAGCAUUGAUUUGAAAUCAAUAGGUGGUAUUCAAGAAAGUUUUAUGCAAAAUAGACCUACUGAAAUUAAUGGACCUAAGGAACGUCGUGUUUAUUAAUUUCAGUGGUCUACUCUGAGAAAGACUGAGUUCAAUGCCACCUGAUUUGAGUCUUGGGAGAUUCUCAUUCAUAUUUGGAUAUGCCCAUCUGUGUCCAGGAAUGGCUGACAUGAUAGGGUGGUG
This is a messenger RNA of Podarcis raffonei (Aeolian wall lizard), 2416 nucleotides long. Its product is annotated as gap junction beta-5 protein-like. Gene Ontology annotation, biological process: cell communication. The coding region runs from base 347 to 1198 and encodes 283 amino acids. The record is from RefSeq and is a predicted model, not a curated record. NCBI's taxonomy places the organism in Eukaryota, Metazoa, Chordata, Lepidosauria, Squamata, Lacertidae. The transcript is spliced from 2 exons. Gene Ontology annotation, cellular component: connexin complex.